Messenger RNA from Tupaia belangeri chinensis (Chinese tree shrew), 2650 nucleotides. It is a transcript of the gene LSM14B, whose product is annotated as LSM family member 14B. The coding region runs from base 1 to 1551 and encodes 516 amino acids. The record is from RefSeq and is a predicted model, not a curated record. Gene Ontology annotation, molecular function: mRNA binding. NCBI's taxonomy places the organism in Eukaryota, Metazoa, Chordata, Mammalia, Scandentia, Tupaiidae. The transcript has 11 exons.
AUGCAUGAGAAGUCCAGACUGGGCAAGGGGGACAGCAGUGUCCUGGCAGGGCUUCCCAUCCCCUACACAGAGGACAGCCUUGAAGAACUAACUGCCCCCUUUGCCCAUGCCCAGCUCCAGCCCUGGGGCAGUCUCCACCCCCGCAGCCCAAGCUGCGCUCUGCACCUGGGCGGGGAGGCUGCGCUCUUUGCCGGUGGGCAAACACCUGCAGACCCUCCCGUAUCUCUGGAUCCUACCUGCGGGUGCUUUCCUCACCAGCACACAUUCAGUGCUGCCACUGCGCAAGGGAGCUCCGAGGCUGAAGGCUCGUCUUCCCCACUGUGCCCUGGAGCCACCACACGUGACCGGAGACGGGGCCAUUCCUUAUCAGGGACUGCGCGGUUCUCCCGGACAGAGGUACUCGUGAGGUCCUUUGGCACCGAAGACCGACCCACAGACAGGCCAGCUCCCCCCAGGGAGGAGAUUUACGAGUACAUCAUCUUCCGGGGAAGCGACAUCAAAGACAUCACCGUGUGCGAGCCGCCGAAAGCUCAGCAUACGCUGCCUCAGGACCCCGCCAUCGUGCAGUCUUCGCUGGGCUCCACCUCGGCCUCGCCCUUCCAGCCGCACGUGCCUUACAGCCCGUUCAGAGGGGUGCCGACCUACGGCCAGCUGGCAGCCAGCUCCCUGCUCAGCCAGCGCUACGCCGCCUCCCUAGGUCUCGAGAAGUUGGUGAGCCCUCCGGCCUCAGCCGCUGCCUCCAGCCCCAGCUCCUCUCCAUCUCCACAGCCCGUCUCAGAGCUUGACACGUCCUCAGAGCCACAGCAGCUCACGGCCAAGGGAGCUGGUUUGCCAUCCGUGCCGGCCGGCAAGAGCCCCAUGGUGGAGCAGGCUGUCCAGACGGGUUCUGCUGGGAAUGUGAACGCCAAGAAGCUGUUACCCAGCAAGGGCAGCACAGGGGUGCAGCUCAGCAGUCGCCAGGCCCAGCCCAGUAGCACGGCGGCCAGCGAUGUAGCCCAGCCGUCUGCCGUCCAGGCCUCUGGGCAGGUGAAUGACGAGAACAGAAGGCCGCAGAGGCGGCGAUCAGGGAACAGGCGGACGAGAAACCGCUCCAGGGGACAGACUCGUCCGAGUAACACCAAGGAAAACACCAUCAAGUUUGAAGGCGACUUUGAUUUUGAAAGUGCAAAUGCUCAGUUCAACCGAGAGGAGCUAGACAAGGAGUUCAAGAAGAAGCUGAAUUUCAGAGACGACCGAGCUGAGACGGGGGCGGAGCAGGACCCAGCCGGGGUGGCCCAGCACGACGACGUGCCUGCUGAGGAGGACUUGCUGGGGCCCAACUGCUACUAUGACAAGUCCAAGUCGUUCUUCGACAACAUCUCGUCUGAGCUCAAGACCAGUUCCAGGCGGACGACGUGGGCUGAAGAGAGGAAGCUGAACACGGAGACUUUUGGGGUGUCUGGGAGGUUUCUCCGCGGACGCAGCUCUCGGGGCGGAUUCCGAGGGGGCAGGGGCAAUGGGACCACCCGCCGCAACCCAACAUCCCACAGAGCUGGGACUGGCAGGGUGUGAGAUGCCACUGGAGGCCCCGCUGAAGUGGCACUGAGGCAAAGCCGCGCACGAGGGCACGAGGGCACGAGGACACUGCGCUCACGGAGGAGCCGGCCGCCGCUCGCCAGCCUGGGAACUUCCUGCCCUGCCACUUGUGCUUUGGGCUUGGCUGAGCUUGGCCGUGGUCUGAGUCAGACCCACUUGUGUUUGGGAGGUAUUCACAGGUAACCUCUUUGAGGUGUCUCAACCUGUGUUUCCUGUUUAGUUGUGCAUAGCCUAAUUAGAAGGUUUUGGUAUUUUGCAAAAAGGUUUCUAUAGCAAAAGCUUGAUUUUUCUUUGUGACUUUUUUUUUUAAAUGACAGCUUUGAGUUUUGAAGUGGAACCAAACUUCAUCUGGCAAACACGGCAGCCAGGUGCAUCUCUGUAACCCACCUAGCCUCGGUGCUGCUGGCCUGGCACUCCCAGUGCCCCAGUGGGGUCUUAGGAGCCACGCCGAGCCAGCAGAGGUGGGCUUGGUGGUGGGCGGGCUGAGAGCAGGGGAGGGGCUAGCCCAUGGAUCAUGUGUGUAAGCGAACCAGCCAGCCCUGACAUGUCCAGGGUGACAUCUUCCGGGUUGAAGCUGGCAGAGGCUAGACUACAAGAGCCUGGGAGCAGUGGCAGAGGGCCCUGAACAUCUGUCACGGAGCUGUCACAUGCAGCCAGCUUCUGGGGGAAUCGAAGCCCAACCAAGUCAAGCCUCCUGCCAGCCCUGACCUGGGUCGGUCAUCAGUGUUGGACGCUGGCCGAGCACACUGGUGUUCUGGCCCACCUGGAAAUGAGCCAGUCUCUGCAAGGUCCGUUGAUAAGAGCUUGUUCUUGAUUGUAAAUAGUUCUUGUUUCUGUGGAGAGAGGGGGUGGGUGGGGAGGGACAUAAAUUUGCUGCAUGGAAACUGGGUCAGAUCCCUCGUGUAAGCAUGCAUCCUCGUGGGCAGGGCUUUGUGUUGAAAACAGGAACCCUUUUCCAGUAGCUGUAAAAGCCUGGGCAUAUUUUGUAGGACCUGCCCACCAAGAGAACAUGGCUGGGGCGUCAUAAACUGUAACUAUAAAUAAACAUGCAGAUCUUUGCAGCCUUCUGCCCUUG